Messenger RNA from Anarrhichthys ocellatus (wolf-eel), 2906 nucleotides. RefSeq names its product sushi domain containing 1 (gene susd1). The record is from RefSeq and is a predicted model, not a curated record. The transcript has 18 exons. Gene Ontology annotation, molecular function: calcium ion binding. Bases 245 to 2788 code for a protein of 847 amino acids. NCBI's taxonomy places the organism in Eukaryota, Metazoa, Chordata, Actinopteri, Perciformes, Anarhichadidae.
AUGUGUCAGGGAAUGAAAGAUUAAGCCCCCAAAAAAAACCACCAGCUACCAGAAGACCAUUGACAAAAGGAGCUAUUUCUCAGAGUGACCUCAGCUCACCCACUCAGUCCUCUCAAUCCUGGUUAUCAAAUCCGCUCAGUGCCAUCAUGGAACACCAAACGGAAGUAAAAUACACAAAAAAAGAAGAUGGGGAGGUUAAGCGUCUGGUGAAGUGAAGAGAGCGUCAGGGAGACUCUCAGAGAGGAUGGACGAGAGACACGGAGCAAUGAUCCUGGUUUUUCUGCUCUGUGUCAUUGCAGAAAUUCCAGCAGAAGGCCACAUUCUGGAUGUGUGUCCCACCUGCCACGCUGACGCCACAUGUGACGAAAAGUCAGACGGCUCUAGAAAAGUUUGUAACUGCAAGUACGGCUUUGUUGGAAAUGGGAGAACCUACUGUCAAGAUAAAGAUGAGUGUCAGAUAGGUGCCAGUAAGAUCUGUGGGCAGGACACCACCUGCCACAACACAUAUGGCAGCUACUACUGUACCUGCCUGGCUGGCUACAGCCCUUCUAACAACAUGACCGUCUUCAUCCCGAAUGAUGGAACCCACUGCCAGGACAAAGACGAGUGCACGAUCACAGGCUCGUGUGGAGAGGGAGCUCAAUGCAGGAAUCUUGAGGGCAGUUUUGACUGCAGCUGCCAGCUGGGAUAUCAAGUCCACAACGGAGCGGAGCCCUUCCACCCUCGCAGAGACAAAGCUUCAUGCAAAGUGGUUGACUGCGGCCAGCCUGCCUCAGUGAAGGACACAGUACUGCUGUCAGUCACAGGCACCACAUACAGCAGUGUGGCCAUGUUUGUCUGUGAUAAAGGCUUUGUGUGGAGGAGUGGAGACAACAGCUCUGUGUGUGGAGCUGAUGGACUGUGGAAAGGACCCAACAUGGUCUGUGAAGAGGCCAUGUGUGGAAGUCCUCCGAUAAUUGAAUCCACUGAGCAGGUGUGGGACAGUCAUUCAACCCCUGGCAGCACCGUGCUCUAUGUUUGUAAAGAGGGCUUUUAUAACAAAGGAGGACUUAAUAUAUCGAAGUGUAAUGAAAACGGUCAGUGGACCCCGCCAAGUCUGUCGUGUCAAGACAUAUUAUGUGGGGAUCCCCCUAUACUGCCUCACACUGGGCAAGUGUGGGAUGGCAGCUCCAGCCCUGGAAGCACAGUGACGUACUACUGUAAAAUAGGAUUUUAUCCCAGUGAAGGAAAUAACAUGUCACUGUGCUCAAUUAUUGGUAACUGGACAAAACCAAACAUCUCAUGCCAAGAAGUUGACUGUGGUGUGCCGCCACCCAUCCCCCAUUCAAUCAUGCUGUGGGAUAAAAUCUCCACUUUGGGCUCUCAGGUUGUUUAUCGGUGUAACUAUGGAUAUCGCAGUGUUGGAGAGGGAGAUGUAUCAGUUUGUACUGCCAUUGGAGAUUGGGAUGGAGCCUCACUGCUCUGUACAGAAAUCAAUUGCCAUGAGCCUGUUUUUAAACCUCGUGCUAAAAUGCUAUGGGACGGCACAUCACACAUUGGCAGUGUGGUUUAUUACCAAUGUGAGGAAGGAUAUUACACCAAGAGCCUGAGAAACUACUCAGUGUGUGGAGACAAUGGACUGUGGGAGGAUAUUGAGCUAUGGUGUGAAGAAAUAAACUGCGGCCCCCCACUAACCCUCCCCCAUACUAACCUCCGGUGGGAUGGCACCAGUAGACCGGGCAGGGUGGUGCUGUAUGAGUGCAUGGAUGGAUUUUACCUGAUGAGUGGAAACAAUAGUUCAACAUGUUUACUCUCAGGACAGUGGGGGAAGGUAUCUGUGAAGUGCAAAGCUAAAUGUGGUCCGGUUCCCUUCCUUGCCAAAUCAGAGGUGAUGUGGCAUAACAGGAGUGUUGUGAUCCACCGCUGUGUGGACGGAUAUCACAGCUGGAGGGGCAGCUAUGUCUCUGUGUGUGGCAGCUCUGGGCUGUGGCAGAGAGCUACACUGAGAUGCAUAGAAAUAAAGCCACCUGUCAAUCACCUAUCUGUCCUUAAUGAAAAAUGUCUGCAUUGGAGAGCAGAGAAGUAUGAGGAGGAUAAAGAAGUAUACAAGGUGACGUACAUAGGAUCCAGAGACUACGAGAGGUCCUUUCAUGAUAGAGGGAAGCGGUGUCUGAGCUCUAAGGCAGACCAGCUGGAACUCUGUCUGAACCUGCUUCCAGUCACAAACUACAGCAUCUCCAUCACCGCACUGUCUUCCAGAUUCACUGCCACCAUCUCCACUAACACCAGUUUAACAGAUUUGACAGUUCCCCCAGCACCAGUUGUCGACUACAGAGAAUUUGAGACUCCUGUACCAACAUUGAGGCUCCGCAGAUCACCCAACACACUGGACCCAUUAAGUUCGUACCAGGUGUCUGUGCUUCCUGUAGAGGGGAUUAUAAUGUUUGACUGUUCCUCUCCUGCGAGCUCAGACAUCUCAAGCAAAUCAAAGUCCUCAACAGAGUACAUCACUGCCCAGAUUGAUGUCAGACAUGUUGGGACAGAGAUGAACUUUACUGUAGGAGAUGGACUCCACUAUGGAGGCUUCUUCAAUGCACCACUGGAGAACGGCAGGAACUAUUAUAUCAUCUUACGAGCUGUCAGCCAGUGGAAAUCGGCUUUAAAAAGUUCCUGUGUCCUCUGGGCUAAAGUAAGAGGCACAUCCUAUGUUCUGAGGGUUUCAUCGCUGUCUGCUGCUGCAGCAAUAGGACUGGUUGCCUUGGUCAUUUUGGGUGGAUACUGUUUCACCUGGUUUUUCAAGAGGACAUGACACUCCUAAACUCCUUAAUUGUCAUUAUGAUGAAUUCAAUUACAGUCUUGACUUCCCAUCUGUGCAUUUUAUUUUGUACAUUUUGUAACUAAUUAUAAUAAACUGUUUUUUUCACUUC